Messenger RNA from Cuculus canorus (common cuckoo), 2832 nucleotides. RefSeq names its product cyclase associated actin cytoskeleton regulatory protein 1 (gene CAP1). Gene Ontology annotation, cellular component: cytoplasm. Gene Ontology annotation, molecular function: adenylate cyclase binding; actin binding. NCBI's taxonomy places the organism in Eukaryota, Metazoa, Chordata, Aves, Cuculiformes, Cuculidae. The coding region runs from base 142 to 1551 and encodes 469 amino acids. The record is from RefSeq and is a predicted model, not a curated record. Gene Ontology annotation, biological process: cytoskeleton organization; cell morphogenesis; regulation of adenylate cyclase activity. The transcript is spliced from 13 exons.
CCUCCCGAGGCCCCGCCCCCCAAGCGCGCCGCGCCGUGCGCACUUCCGGUGCGCGGGGCGGGGGCCGGAAGCGGCGGGCGCGGGCGGUGCCGGGCGCUGGAGGAGCGGGAGCGCGGUGGGAGGUGGUGGACAGCGGUAGAGAUGGAAAGACUGGUUGAACGGUUGGAGAAAGCUGUGGAGCGCCUGGAAACAGUGUGCCAAGGACCUGGCAUGUGUGGAGAAAGUUCUUCCAAAGGAGUGGUGCAGUACGUGCAGGCCUUCGAUGCCCUUCUGGCAGGCCCGGUAGCUGAGUAUGUAAAGAUCAGCAAGGAAGUUGGCGGGGAUGUGCAGCAGCAUGCUGAAAUGGUUUACGCAGGUUUGAUGAGUGAGAGGGCUCUUCUGGUGAUGGCUUCUCAACACCAGCAGCCAGCAGAGAAUGUGUUCCCGUCACUUCUGAAACCGAUUUCAGAGCAAAUCCAAGUGGUGCAGAAUUUCAGGGAGAAGAACCGUGGUAGCAAACUGUUCAAUCAUUUAUCAGCAGUUAGCGAGAGCAUCCCAGCCCUGGGCUGGGUGGCCAUGGCUCCAAAGCCUGGCCCUUACGUGAAGGAAAUGACAGAUGCUGCCAUGUUUUAUACCAACCGGAUCCUCAAGGAGUACAAGGAUGUCGAUAAAAAGCACGUGGACUGGGUGAAAGCUUAUCUGAGUAUCUGGACGGAGCUGCAGGCCUAUAUCAAAGAGUAUCACACCACAGGACUGGCGUGGAGCAAAACGGGUCCUGUAGCAACAGAAGGGGCUAAAUCACCGUCCACUCCACCAGCUGGGGCUGCACCUCCCCCACCAGGGCCUCCUCCCCCACCUGCUCCUGCCCCCACGACCUCCAGCACAGAUGACUCUGCCUCCCGCUCCGCGCUCUUUGCCCAGAUCAAUCGGGGAGAAGGCAUCACCUCUGGCUUAAGACAUGUUUCCGAUGACAUGAAGACCCACAAGAAUCCAGCACUGAAGAACCAAGGGGGUCCUGUGAGAAGUGGACCCAAACCUUUCACUGCUCCCAAACCAGCCUGUAAUGCUAAUCCCUCCCAGAAAAACUCUCCAAAGGCACCUGCACUGCUAGAAUUAGAGGGCAAAAAGUGGAGAGUGGAAAACCAGGAGAAUGCCACUAACCUGGUCAUCAGUGACACAGAAUUGAAGCAGGUAGCAUAUGUUUUCAAGUGCUCAAAUAGUACACUCCAAAUCAAAGGCAAGAUCAACUCCAUCACCCUUGAUAACUGUAAGAAGCUGGGUCUGGUGUUCGAUGACGUGGUGGGCAUCGUGGAGAUCAUCAACAGCAGGGAUGUUAAAGUUCAGGUAAUGGGUAAAGUGCCAACGAUUUCCAUCAACAAGACAGACGGUUGCCAUGUGUACCUGAGCAAGGACUCCCUAGACUGUGAAAUUGUCAGUGCCAAGUCGUCGGAGAUGAACAUCCUUAUUCCCACGGAGGGCGGUGACUUUACUGAAUUCCCUGUCCCAGAACAGUUCAAGACGGUGUGGAACGGUCAGAAGUUGAUUACCACUGUGACAGAAAUUGCUGGCUAAGCAGAAACACUCCAAGGCUCAUGCCCUCCCCUGGCCCUGCUGUGGGACAAAUCUGCUUUCAGAUGAUUCUCUUAGAUUUCUUGUACCUUUCUGCUCUCAAAAUGCUUCUCUUCUACCCAAGAGACACAGCUGCCUGCCGCCACUGAAACGCCUCUGGCUGGGUUGGCUGUAGUCAGUUAUUGGCCACAUCUGGUAGCAGGAAGGUGUAUUUUCUUUCUUCCCUUGUCUGAUCUAACUACACCAAUUGAUUCAGUCACAUUUUCUUUGGAUUUCACAGCCAGUACUUGCAGUUGGCUUUCAGAGCGUUGUUUGGGUUUUUUUGUAUUGCCUUUAAGCGAACUGUUCAUGUGAGAGAGGAGUGUUGUCCCCUUUUUAACAGAUAACGGUUUAUGGUGGGGCCCAGGUAUGGCAGAUGUCUCAAGGAGGUCCUGGAAGCUGUUAAUUCCAGCUCUGUGUAGUCGUCGGUGGCAUUACAGGACGUGGGAAUGGCUUUGUCGGACCAAAGGCUUAGGACCUGGGCCACAGCAUUCCACCCCGAUUUCUCUUUCAUCAUUCCUGCUAGCUCAGUGUGUUUCUGAUUGUGCCAUGACGGGAGGCUUUAUGUUAAUCAGUGCCACAGGAAGACUGCAGCAGAGUAACCAGCAGUCUGGCUGGUAGCUUGGAGCUGAGCACCUCUUAUUCCAUGAGCCCUGCAACCUCACCAGGGAAUCUUUGCCCUGGCCCCAGGGCUUCCUUCUCGGAGCAGCUGAACUCAGGUUCAGUCUUCCAGGGUGAUUCUUCUGAGCCUGUCCCCUUUGGCAGAGGAAGGGUCUCCUCCAUUCCAGGGUCAGUAGUGCAGCAUUGUAAAUACCUGAGUUGUAUUUUGUUGGUUCAUCGCUCUCUUCCUCAUUUGCUAUCAGUCCCCAUCCUCUCCACCUCCCCCUUUCCCUGUUGCUUUGCUCUUUGCUUUGGCAGAAGCUCGCAGCCUCUGCUCCAGGGUGCUGGCACAAAGCGAUGGAUCUGAGACACAGUACUGUACUGACCCACAAAGGGAGCUGCACGUGCUUUGACCUUCAUUUUUCCAAUGCCUCGGGUGGCAUAAGCAUAUCUUAAAUGCAUUUCCUCUGUAAAGUGUCAAUGUUCUUUUUCUCUAGGACAAAACUUACAAAAAAAAUAUGCAAUUUUUUAAUUUGAGACUGUCCUGUGACUUGUACGUGUCUUCUCCUGAGGCUUGUGGAAAAACCUUUCUUAUGUACUUAAAAUUAUACAGAAGAUAGAAUAAAGAUAAUGCCAACUUGCUCA